UCCUACUCCAGUACUGGUAACGGGAGCAAUCAAUAGCCCUGUGCGUGCUCCGACCUUCUACUACGUAAGCCCGCAGAGAAAGAUGGACUGGGGCAUGGUUGCGGCCAUCGUUGCCAUAGUAACCAUUCCGCUUUACGCUUCUCCGCUCUUGCUCAAACCCGCCUUUCAUCUGGUGUGCGAGUAUGUGAUCCGAAUCCUCUAUCGAAGGGCGAUGUGCGGGAGGAUCAGGUGGCAAGAUCUCCCAAGCCAACAGCGCCUCACAGUUGCCACUUCACACUCCGAAUGGUUCCGGCGAUCUAGGUUUGCCGGUACACCAGGAGUUCCGAAUCCCGGCGGUUCGAGCAAUGCAGAAAUUCUCAACUUUUUUCGACAUGUGUGGCAUACUGCGCCUCGACUGGGGGAACGACCCCGGUACCUAAAGCUCGAGAGACAGUACCUGGGCAUCGAUGCAAACGCCCUGAUAGUGGCCCUCAUGCUGGACGAGAGGGCAGUAUCAUUCGUUUUCUCGGCGAGCGAGCCUCAUCAUGUCGUCGAAGGUAGCACUUCCACCGUUCGAUAUGCACGCGGAUCGACGGAGGGCAUCUUUCGCCAUCACGAGACCAAUGGUGGCGAUGAUGCGUACAUCCUCGGCCGUCUUUACCGCUUUCCUCUCCCCCCAGUUGUCCAAAAUAGAUUCCACGGCCUGUCCAAGGACGACCUCCUCCACAUCUCCCAGGGCUACCCACCGUUCUAUCGCAGCACAUUCAAGGCCCGCUCCGGCGUUGAUGUUGCCCACCCGGUCCGCGAAGAGCGGGAUGCAACUCGCGCUGGCUGGGUCGUUGCCAUCGGCUUCUCUUCCGAUCCACCGAUCCACCUGUAUAACAAUAGGUUCAUGCCUCAGUACGAAGAAGCAUGCUGCCGGGUUCUCCAUGUACUCGAAGACAUCCUCGUCCCGGCGUUUAAGGAUCAUCAAGGUGUAGGACUGAUGUUACGAAACGCCGUAGAAGGUGUCAAAAACAUGAACCGCGCCAGGACAGGAAGCGUCCUUUUGCGUCGCAUUCAUAUUGCCGUCUUUGGUAGCGGUAAUGAUUUUGGCAACAUCGGGGUCGAUCUAAACGCCAGAGACAUUCGUUUGAUUUUGGACCUGUUCAACUCUUACAGUAGGGGUGAACUGAGCGACCCCGAGCGUUCUGAGAUGGAGAGGAUCGUACCUGAGGCGCUGAAGGCCGCCGUAACGGGCGUCUACACGUGGUGGCAAUAUGUAAAUAACCAAGGCCAUGCCAUUCCCGAGUGGCUCCUAGACGAGAGAAUACAGCUGUGCCCGAUAUGGCUCCAGGACUGGGAGGAAGAGAUAGGACUAUAAAUGCCGAGCUUAUUGGAGGUAGUUAUAGGGAUUAACGAGCUACAUGGUGUACCUAUCAAACCACUUCUUGAACCAAGCAGACACACAGUGGCACAGGAAGACUAAAUACAUGCCUAGUAAAACGAGA
Messenger RNA from Ilyonectria robusta, 1469 nucleotides. RefSeq lists its product as uncharacterized. The transcript has a single exon. Bases 83 to 1342 code for a protein of 419 amino acids. NCBI's taxonomy places the organism in Eukaryota, Fungi, Ascomycota, Sordariomycetes, Hypocreales, Nectriaceae. The record is from RefSeq and is a predicted model, not a curated record.